AUGCCCACUCCCUCCACAGCCCCACAGCUCCGUCGUCUCGCCCUCCACCUGCCCCUGCCCCUGCUGGUCACCUGGCUUUACCUCGCUCAACUUUGGAAAUGCCUCGCACCUUCAUUUUCAACUGAUUACAUUCUGGCGGUGGAGACUUACCAAUCCAUUCUGCGGUACGAGCCAGAGCAGAGAGUGCAGCUCCUCAGCGCCAUCGGCCGCAUCUUCCUCCAGAUCGGAGACGUUAAAGCUGCAGAAAAGUAUUUUCAGGACGUGGAGAAAAACAGUCAGAUGGAAGAAAACUCACCCUGUCACAACACAUGCAUCCUGAUGAACAGAGCCUUUUCCUUCCUCAGUCAGAAUAAUUACACUGACGCUCACUCCUCCUUCACUGAAGUCCUGCAGACGGACCCCAAGAACCCUGUGAGGAAACAGAGAAUCCAGUCUCACUCCAGUCUCACUCCAGUCUCACUCUCGCCUCACCCCUGUCUCACGCUCGCCUCACUCCUGUCUCACUCUCGCCUCACCCCUGUCUCACUCUCGCCUCACCCCUGUCUCACUCUCGCCUCAUCCCUGUCUCACUCUCGCCUCACUCCUGUCUCACUCUCGCCUCACCCCUGUCUCACUCUCGCCUCACCCCUGUCUCACUCUCGCCUCAUCCCUGUCUCACUAUCGCCUCACUCCAGUCUCACUCUCGCCUCACCCCUGUCUCACUCUCGCCUCAUCCCUGUCUCACUAUCGCCUCACUCCAGUCUCACUCUCGCCUCACUCCAGUCUCACUCUCGCCUCACCCCUGUCUCACUCUUGCCUCACUCCUGUCUCACUCUCGCCUCACCCCUGUAUCACUCUCGUCUCAUCCCAGUCUCACUCUCGCCUCACUCCAGUCUCACUCUCGCCUCACCCCUGUCUCACUCUCGCCUCAUCCCUGUCUCACUAUCGCCUCACCCCUGUCUCACUCUCGCCUCACCCCUGUCUCACUCUCGCCUCACCCCUGUCUCACUCUCGCCUCAUCCCUGUCUCACUAUCGCCUCACUCCAGUCUCACUCUCGCCUCACCCCUGUCUCACUCUUGCCUCACUCCUGUCUCACUCUCGCCUCACCCCUGUAUCACUCUCGUCUCAUCCCAGUCUCACUCUCGCCUCACUCCAGUCUCACUCUCGCCUCACCCCUGUAUCACUCUCGUCUCAUCCCAGUCUCACUCUCGCCUCACUCCAGUCUCACUCUCGCCUCACCCCUGUAUCACUCUCGUCUCAUCCCAGUCUCACUCUCGCCUCACUCCAGUCUCACUCUCGCCUCACCCUUGUCUCACUCCACGUGGGUGUGGUUGCAGGCGAACAACAAUGCCGCCGUGUGCCUGCUGUAUCUGGGUCGUCUGAAGGAGUCCCUGGGGCAGCUGGAGGGCCUGGUGCAGCAGGACCCGGCUCAGUACCUCCACGAGAGCGUUCUCUUCAACCUCACCACGAUGUACGAGCUGGAGUCGUCCCGCAGCACGCAGAAGAAGCAGGCGCUGCUGGAGGCGGUGGCGGGCCGCGAGGGAGACAGCUUCAACACGCAAUGCCUCAAACUGGUCUGA
Knipowitschia caucasica is the source of this 1560-nucleotide messenger RNA. NCBI's taxonomy places the organism in Eukaryota, Metazoa, Chordata, Actinopteri, Gobiiformes, Gobiidae. The record is from the annotation of a GenBank genome assembly.